CGCUGUCAUAGGGUGGUGGGAGGUUCCAGCUGAUCCUAAAAGACCCCGAUUAGCUGAAGCGCGCCAGAGGAGAGACUGCUGACAGUGGAGCUGCGGGUGAGAGACUUCCUGAGGAAAAACAGAAGAUUAUUAAACAUUUUAUACAGAGCUGCAAACUGGUCCUGUUACGAAAAUGCCUAGCACUCGUUCCCAGAGUCAGCCAACCCUCCAGUUCCCCAAACGCAAGUCUUCCAGGGUAAUCCAAAAGUCCAGCUCCAAGCGUUCGUCUCUGCCUGAUACUGAGAAUGCAGUUCGAGACCUUCCUUUGUCUCCCAGAAAGCCACACUUGGUGGAUGUCCGAACAAUCCCACUUUCUCCCAGAAAGACAAACCUGGCAGACCUCCAUACCAUCGCUCUCUCUCCCAGAAAGACCAGUGCUGAUGUCCAAACCUUCCCCCUCUCACCCAGAAACCCAGUGCUCAAAACCAGCUCUUUGGCUGAGAGACUUCCCCUGAGCCCCCGCAAACGCACAGGCGAUGAGAACGGAUGCAACCUGCCAGCGUCUCUGCAGUGUUCUCCUCCUAAACAGAGGCGCCCCUCUUUGGGCUCCCCCCGCAAACUUUCCUUCAAUGAGAAUGCUCCAGUCUUCGGCUCUCCUCCUCGUUCUACCCAGUCACCUUCUAAAAUCCCCCUCUCGCGUCUUUCUGCUGCUUCUCCCAAACGUUUGCAGACCGUCUGUGCUGAUUUAGGGUCACCAGCUAAAGCUGCAGUCUCUCAGCUUUUUGCUGAACAAAAGUCACACUACCAGAGUGUGAAGCAGUCUCUGCACACAGCUGUGCCUGAACGACUGCUCUCUCGUGAAGCAGAGCGAGCUACCAUUGUUUCGUUCCUGGAGAACCAUGUGGUGCCUGGCAAGCCCUCCAGCCUGUACAUCUCUGGAGCACCAGGGACGGGGAAGACAGCCUGCCUAAACUGUGUGCUUCAGGAACAGAAGGCUCUGCUGAAGGGAGUGCAGACUGUGGUAAUUAACUGUAUGACCUUGCGUAGCUCCCAUUCGAUCUUUCCUCUGUUGGCUGAGAAGUUGAAGACCUCUAAAAGCUCCAGUGGUGGUAAACUGGAGAAACUGUUGACCAGUUCAGGGCCCACUGUGCUGUUGGUUCUGGAUGAAAUGGAUCAGCUGGACAGCAAGUCCCAGGAUGUUCUCUACACCAUCUUUGAAUGGCCUUAUCUUUCAAAGUCCCGCCUGUGCCUCAUAGGUAUUGCCAAUGCGCUGGAUCUUACAGACCGUAUUCUGCCCAGGUUGCAGACAAAGCCUCACUGCAGACCACAGCUCCUCCAUUUCCCACCAUACAGCCGCCAAGAGCUAACUGCCAUCGUCCAAGACAGGCUUGCACAGGUAUCAGGAGAGGGUGUUUUGGAUGGUGCUGCUAUCCAGUUUUGUGCCAGGAAGGUGUCAGCCGUGUCAGGAGAUGCUCGCAAAGCACUGGACAUCUGCAGGAGAGCCGUUGAGAUGGUUGAGUCCAACAACAAAUCCAAAGAGGCAUCAGAACCCGCAGCAAAUGCUAAAGCAUCACGCGUGAGUGUUCCUCAGGUGGCUAAGGUCCUGUCUGAGGUGUAUGGAGACAGGAUGACAAGUAGUGCAGGAGGAGAUGGAGAAAGCUUCCCUCUACAGCAGAAGCUCCUGGUCUGUUGCCUGCUGCUGCUCACACGCAACGGCAAGAGUAGAGAGGUCCAGUUAGGCAAGCUGUGUGAGGCCUACAGUAAACUGUGUAAGCAGAGGCAGGUCAGUGCAGUGGGACAAGGUGAAUGCCUGUCUCUGUGCAGCCUGCUGGAGAGCAGGGGUAUCUUUUCUCUGAAGAAGGCCAAGGAAGCACGACUCACAAAGAUCUGUCUGAAGAUUGAAGAAAAGGAUGUGGAGAAUGCUCUGAAGGAUCGUGCACUGCUGGGCAGCAUCUUGGCUGCAGGCCUUCCUUAAAUUUUUAAAGCUCUGAUUUCCCUCACCAUGUGAUGACCUCAUUUCAGAUAUUUAUUUUUGUAAAUUUUCUUUUAAUGAAUUGUUUCUACAGCCCAUAACCUUAUGAAAGGUGUUUUUCCUUUAUUUUUUUCUUUUAAUUGUACAUUUAGUGUUUUAUAUUAAAUGUACAGUAUGUUUUAAUGAAGUCACGUCAUUUUUGUGUAACAGUUUCAACAAUUGUUUUGCAUUUUAUUUUAACAUUCGAUGUAAAUAAAACUGGGUGACCUCCAUGAAACUGGAACUGUCAGUGUUUUUGUCAGAUUUAGAUAAAGGUAAAUUAUGCAAGUUUGUAACGAUCAAGUGAUGAAUGAUUCACGAACCUGUGUGUACAGUGCUUAUACAAAUUAUACACCCCCCUGGAUGUUUUCCACAAAGUUAAGUAAUGUAAAUUAAAUUCCUAAUGUAAAACA
This is a messenger RNA of Astyanax mexicanus (Mexican tetra), 2403 nucleotides long. RefSeq names its product cell division cycle 6 homolog (S. cerevisiae) (gene cdc6). The record is from RefSeq and is a predicted model, not a curated record. Gene Ontology annotation, biological process: cell division; DNA replication initiation; mitotic DNA replication checkpoint signaling. Bases 173 to 1954 code for a protein of 593 amino acids. Gene Ontology annotation, cellular component: nucleus. Gene Ontology annotation, molecular function: ATP binding; DNA replication origin binding; ATP hydrolysis activity. Lineage: Eukaryota; Metazoa; Chordata; Actinopteri; Characiformes; Acestrorhamphidae. The transcript has 12 exons.